AUGGCAUCUCAAGACUCUCACGAAAUCACUCUCUUAAUCGAAAGGAGUCUUUCGAUUUCUCCAAAAGAAUUUGAGGCCGAAAUCACUCUCUUAAAUGAAAAGAGACUUUCAAUUUCGCCAAAAGAAUUUGACGUGAUUGAGUUGGCUCGAAACUUUAAUCACAAUAUCCCCGCUAUGCCUACUAAGGAAGAUAUCUACAAGCUUGUUAUUAAGCUCAAAGUCAAAAAAUAUGGGGAUUUUAACGAUUCUGUCGUAAAUCGAAUUGGGGAACUUUUGUGGCUCACUGUCUCUGAAGAAGAAAAAAUAAAAAUUAGUGAGGAGUACAAUAAUCUUACUAAACAUGUAGUUGAAAUAUUGACGUCAUCUACACAACCAACCAUUCCAACUACAGACGCAACUAACGAACAAUCAUUUGAUGAAAUCUUUUACAGAGGCAUCGAUUAUAUUCCAUCAAUAAAUUUUAAUAAUCAGCUUCCGGAUUCUAUAGAUAUUGUCGGAGGCAUCACUCUUCCACCCCAAACGAAUAGAUAA
Messenger RNA from Dentiscutata erythropus, 531 nucleotides. NCBI's taxonomy places the organism in Eukaryota, Fungi, Glomeromycota, Glomeromycetes, Diversisporales, Gigasporaceae. The record is from the annotation of a GenBank genome assembly.